GAGCCCCGGCCCCGGCCCAGGCGAGGAAUUUGAAAUUGGAACAGGAACAAGAGAAAAACCAAAUUUUUAUCAGAAGCGCUGGCUACUCUAGCCACUGAACAUCACGAAUUAGAGCAUUCUCUGGUCAAAGGCUCCCCGCCUCUGAGCAUCCUUAGUGAGGGCGAGCUCUGUCCCCGAGCAGACUGGAAGCAGUGACCGACCACGCACUCCUUGGAAGAGGAAGCAGAGCGCCCGGAGCAGUAGACAGCACAGAAUGUCGGAAGGCAAGGACUCUGGUGGUGAAGACGUGUUCUCCAAAGGCAUCAAAAAACACAGAACAAGCCUGCCCUCCCCUAUGUUUUCCAGAAAUGACUUCAGUAUCUGGAGCAGCCUCAGAAAGUGUAUCAGAAUGGAACUCUCCAAGAUCACCAUGCCAGUUAUAUUUAAUGAGCCUUUGAGCUUCCUCCAGCGACUCACUGAAUACAUGGAGCAUGCAUACCUCAUCCACAAGGCCAGUUGGUUUGCAGAUCCUGUGGAAAGGAUGCAGUGGGUAGCUGCCUUUGUUGUCUCUGCUGUUGCUUCUCAGUGGGAACGCACUGGAAAGCCUUUCAACCCACUUCUGGGAGAGACUUAUGAAUUAGUUCGAGAUGACCUUGGUUUCAGACUCAUCUCUGAGCAUGUCAGCCAUCACCCACCCAUUAGUGCAUUUCAUGCUGAAGGAUUAAACAAUGAUUUCAUCUUUCAUGGCUCAAUCAAUCCCAAACUGAAGUUCUGGGGGAAAAGCAUAGAAGCAGAACCCAAAGGAACCAUGACGUUGGAGCUCCUUGAACACAAUGAAGCAUAUACGUGAGUGAAUCCUACCUGCUGAGUGCACAACAUCAUUGUGGGAAAGCUCUGGAUGGAGCAGUAUGGCAAUGUGGAGAUCACAAACCACAAGACUGGGGACAAAUGCCUGUUGAAUUUUAAGCCAUGCGGCCUUUUUG
Dama dama (fallow deer) is the source of this 962-nucleotide messenger RNA. RefSeq names its product oxysterol-binding protein-related protein 1-like. Gene Ontology annotation, cellular component: cytosol; membrane; intracellular membrane-bounded organelle. Lineage: Eukaryota; Metazoa; Chordata; Mammalia; Artiodactyla; Cervidae. Gene Ontology annotation, molecular function: cholesterol binding. The transcript has a single exon. The record is from RefSeq and is a predicted model, not a curated record. Bases 254 to 829 code for a protein of 191 amino acids.